AAAAAAAAAAACAAAAAACAAAAAGGCAGUUCUGUCUCUCCUUCUUUUUCUCUUUACUAUUAAAAAGAUGAACUUUCUCCAUCUUGUAGCUUAUGGAGCUACUGGAUUAGCCUUUUGUUUUCUUGUCCUUAGUUUAGCGUGUGGAUUAUAUUACCUGGCAGAAUUGGUGGAAGAAUACACGGUAUAUACCAAAAAAGUGAUAAAGGUUAUGACCAUGGUUGUGGUGGCUAUUCAUUUCUUAUUAUGCAUUUUUGAUCGGUUACCCGUACUACAACUCUUAUUCUCAGUGUUUUGUCAUGGUGUCUAUAGUUUGAAUCUACAAACAUUUCCAUUUAUUCAAUUGUCUAGUCUUCCAUUCAUCAGUAGUUGUGUGCUUGUAUUUGUUGAUCAUUUCUUAUGGUUCAAAUACUUUACAAGAUAUUAUCGGCCGUUUAUGGAUAUUGCUUCAUUUUUUGGGAUUUGUGUUUGGUUGAUUCCAUUUACUUACUUUAUCAGUCUCAGUGCGAAUGAUAAUGCCUUGCCACUUAGUGAUCCGAGUGCAGCCGAUAUGAUUCCACAUCAACAAAAAACGGGACUUUUCAAGACAUUGUUUGGAUUUUUAGGCAUUAAACAACAACAAUCACAACAAGAUCAAUCUUUUUCAAGUCAAUCAUUCGAUCUUCAACAACCAUCAUAUCACAAUAUUCAAACACCAUACAAUACCAAUAUGACAACGCCAGUAUCAAGAUCACAUUAUGCAUCCAAUCAAUUACAGAAUAGAAAAGCUUUAUGAAUACCAUUUUGAAAAUAAUAAAUCUAUAUAUUGAAUAUUAAUUUAA
This is a messenger RNA of Halteromyces radiatus, 818 nucleotides long. Its product is annotated as transmembrane adaptor Erv26-domain-containing protein. Gene Ontology annotation, cellular component: endoplasmic reticulum membrane; COPII-coated ER to Golgi transport vesicle; Golgi membrane. NCBI's taxonomy places the organism in Eukaryota, Fungi, Mucoromycota, Mucoromycetes, Mucorales, Cunninghamellaceae. The record is from RefSeq and is a predicted model, not a curated record. Gene Ontology annotation, molecular function: COPII receptor activity. The transcript is spliced from 6 exons. Gene Ontology annotation, biological process: endoplasmic reticulum to Golgi vesicle-mediated transport. The coding region runs from base 68 to 772 and encodes 234 amino acids.